This is a messenger RNA of Daldinia vernicosa, 1425 nucleotides long. Its product is annotated as Thioesterase/thiol ester dehydrase-isomerase. NCBI's taxonomy places the organism in Eukaryota, Fungi, Ascomycota, Sordariomycetes, Xylariales, Hypoxylaceae. Gene Ontology annotation, molecular function: fatty acyl-CoA hydrolase activity. Gene Ontology annotation, biological process: acyl-CoA metabolic process. Gene Ontology annotation, cellular component: mitochondrion. The record is from RefSeq and is a predicted model, not a curated record. The transcript has 3 exons. Bases 1 to 1425 code for a protein of 474 amino acids.
AUGUUCUAUAGGAAUAUACCAAUCAGACGCCUAGUUGCUCUGGCUUCUAGAUCCAAGACAUCGGAUACGUGCGUUGCCUUGACCGGAGUAUCAAGAAGAUGUCUGCAUGGCACGGCUUUCCUCCGUACAGAUGGAGUAUUUCGCGGUCUCACAGAUGACCGCCUAUCAACGCCGUGGAUAGAGGCGUGGAGGCUGCAACAAGAAGGGAAAAACGUAGUCGCCGACGAGGUUCAACCACAGGAACGCGACCUUACUCCCAAAAAGAUGAGCGAUAGUUAUCAUCGAGUCGUACUUCCUCUUGGUCGUGAUCCAUGGCUUAGCGACACCUACAUUAACUCGUCUGGUCACAUAAGGUUAGGCACGAUAUUCAUGGAUCUUGACGCCCUGUCAGGUAUUAUCGUCUAUAAACAUACCGGGCCGGGCGUAGCCGUUGUUACCGCUGCGCUGGACAGGAUCACCAUCGCCCACCCGCUGACUGAGAUAUGCGAUCUCGAGUAUAGCGGGCAAGUAACCUACGCGUCGGGACGGAGCAGCGUAGAAAUUACUUGCAAGGUCGCCAGAGCCAGAGACGAAGGCGAACCCAGUAAGCCGGAAGAUGUAUUACUAACAUGCACCUUCACCAUGGUAGCCCUAGAUCCCAAAACCAAGAAACCAAUCAACAUUCCGCGUCUAGAGUGCUCGACUCCCGAGGAAGAAAAGAUCUUCAAAGCCGGGGAGGCCAAAGCCCUAGCCACCAAGCAAAAGCUCAAGACGUCACUACUCGAGACGGAGCCCAACGACCCAGAGUCAGCUCUGAUCCACAAGAUCUGGCUCCGACAACUAGCGUACCACGAUCCGAACAACGACCUCCGGCAGCCGGGCAACGUGCUCGCCAUGUCCAAGACGCAGCUCUCGACGGCGUCUAUCAUGCAGCCGCAGUACCGCAACCGGCACCAGACCAUGAUCUUCGGCGGCUUCCACUUAAAGCAGACAUUCGAGCUGGCGUUCUGCUGCGCGGCGAGUUUCGCGCACGCCCGCCCUACGUUUAUCAGCGCCGACCCGUGUACUUUCCGGAACCCGGUGCCAGUCGGUAGUGUCUUGUACCUAACUGCGACGAUCGUGUAUACGGACCCGCCGUUGCUGGAAGAGGAUGGCAGCGAGCCCCGACAGAAAGACCCGGAGAAUCCGGUUACGCGACUGCACGUUAGGGUGGACAGUAAGGUGAGAGAUGUCGAGCAUGGGAACGCGAGGCCGACGGGCCAGUUUAAUUACACCUUCUCAGUCCCUAAGGACGUCAAGGUUCUACCCCACACGUACGAAGAGUAUAUGAUGUACAUCGACGCGAGGAGAAGAGUACAGCUCGCAGAUGUGCAGGAUCGCCAGGAGCAUGCAGACCCGAAAAUUCAACAGCUACAAUCAACUGACAAUAUCAACCUCACGGAGUGA